Messenger RNA from Daucus carota subsp. sativus, 2048 nucleotides. RefSeq names its product protein NRT1/ PTR FAMILY 4.5-like. NCBI's taxonomy places the organism in Eukaryota, Viridiplantae, Streptophyta, Magnoliopsida, Apiales, Apiaceae. The transcript is spliced from 6 exons. Gene Ontology annotation, cellular component: membrane. Gene Ontology annotation, biological process: transmembrane transport. The coding region runs from base 130 to 1896 and encodes 588 amino acids. Gene Ontology annotation, molecular function: transmembrane transporter activity. The record is from RefSeq and is a predicted model, not a curated record.
UUUAGUCUCCUACCAACUACAAGGUUUCUUCAACAUAUAUAUAUCCGAGCAUAUGCAUGGGUGAUACCAGCUAAUCCAUCCUCUGCCGCGAUAAGUAUUCUCUGAAAUCUGUCAGUGCAGAGAUUAAGGAUGGAGUUUGUGACUGAAAAUCCUGAAGUGGGUGGUGAGGCUGAUGAUAGGGGCGAUAGGCAAUUUGUUUACCAGCCCAUCCAGAGGCCGAGGGAAGGAGGAUUCAGAGCCACCCUUUUUGUCUUUGGACUGAUGCUGUUGGAUAAUAUAGGCUUUGUUGCUAACAUGGCAAGCCUAGUGCUGUAUUUCAUGAAUGUGAUGCACUUUAGUAUAUCUGGCUCUGCAAACACCCUUACCAACUAUCUGGGCACUGCUUUCUUGCUCACAUUAGUUGGAGGGCUAAUCUCCGACUCGUACAUGAGCCGCCUCAACACUUGCCUACUGUUUGGAGGGAUCGAGUUGCUGGGAUAUUUGUUGCUGAUUAUUCAGUCUCAUUAUCCUGAGCUGCAACCUGAAGUCUGUGGGAAGUACAGCUGCGUGGAUGGUACUAAAGCUCUGCUAUUUUACGCUUCCAUAUGUUUUGCUGCGCUGGGAGGCGGUGGACUUAGAGGGUCAGCACCUGCUCUGGGUGCUGACCAGUUUGAUCCAAAGCAAACCAAAGAAAUAGCCAGCUUCUUCAACUGGUUUCUGUUCAGUAUAACUGUUGGAGCUUCUAUUGGGGUCACAGUUGUUGUGUGGGUAAGCACGAAUAAGGGUUGGGACAAUGGCUUCAUCAUAAGCAUGGUUUGUUCAUUCAUAGGUUUCUGUUCAGUUGCAGUAGGGAAGCCUUAUUAUCGUGCCCGUGUUCCUGGAGAAAGUGUCUUACUAAGAGUCUUAGAGGUUCUGGUAGUGACAAUCAAGAAUUUAAAGGUGGAGUUACCACAAAAUUCACGGGACUUGUAUGAAAUAGAUGACAUGGGAAGAGAACGCAUCAGGCACAGCUACCAGUUCAGGGUACUAGAUAAAGCAGCUAUACUUCCCGAAGGAACUACUCCAAAGAAAUGGAAAGUGUGCACAGUGACUCAAGUCGAAGAAGUUAAAAUCCUAACAAGAAUGAUGCCAAUUCUGCUCAGCACUACUCUCAUGAACACAUGCCUUGCUCAGUUACAAACAUUCUCUAUCCAACAAGGUUCCCUGAUGAACACAAAACUCGGAAACUUUAAUGUCCCAGCUGCCUCAAUUCCCAUCAUACCGCUAUUCUUCAUGUCCCUUCUCAUACCACUGUACGAAAUUUUACUGGUCCCCUUACUGAGGAAACUAACAGGUCAUCCAAAUGGAAUCACUCACCUGCAGAGAGUCGGGGUUGGUCUAGUUCUCUCCGCGAUUUGCAUGACACUAGCAGGAAUCAUAGAACUCAAGAGAAAGAAUGCAUUUGUAGACCACAAUACCCGCAUUAGCCUCUUCUGGCUAUCAUUUCAUUUUGCAGUAUUUGGAAUAGCAGACAUGUUUACAUUGGUAGGCCUACUGGAAUUCUUCUACAGCGAAGCUCCUCCUCGCAUGAGAUCACUCUCUACUUCUUUCUCAUUCCUUUCGUUGUCAAUAGGCUACUACUUGAGCUCCGUUUUUGUGGAGAUCAUCAAUUCUGUAACUGGUAAACUUAGUUCAAACAACGUCGGGUGGUUGGAAGAUAUGGACAUGAACAAGAAUCAUCUCGAAAGAUUUUACUGGUUCUUGGCAGUUAUCAGUGUGCUCAACUUUGGGAAUUAUAUCUUCUGGGCUAACUGGUACAAGUACAAGAAAGAUGUUCCAGUUGACAGACAAAAGCUGAUGGAUCAAUCUUUCUCAGACGCGAGUAUGCGUUUUACAGCCAAAAUAGAUGAUUUGAUCCCUCCUAGUAACAAAAUUUAAUCAGUAAUCCCUGUAUAUUAUAAUUACCAGGCUUUUUCCAGAUAGGUAAUAAAAAUGCAGCAUACUAGUAGGCUGGGAAAAGCUGGUUUUUGUGUCUGUAACAAUAAGGUAGUUUAUCUGGGAAUAUAGAAAAUGUAUAUUUUUUUGAUCUC